AUGGUUCGCACACGGCCCAUCCAGAAGUUUGCAGCCGCAGUCGGCCAAUGUUCAACAGAGACCUCCAUGUACGGCAAGUGCAUCGUUGCCGACUACAACUCUGUCCACAAGGACAAAUGUUUGAAGGAGUUUCUCAGACUGAAGGAUUGCUAUCUUAUUGCUGCCCGCAAAGCAAGAUAA
This is a messenger RNA of Colletotrichum abscissum, 180 nucleotides long. RefSeq lists its product as uncharacterized. Lineage: Eukaryota; Fungi; Ascomycota; Sordariomycetes; Glomerellales; Glomerellaceae. Bases 1 to 180 code for a protein of 59 amino acids. Gene Ontology annotation, cellular component: mitochondrion. Gene Ontology annotation, biological process: mitochondrial respiratory chain complex I assembly. The transcript has 3 exons. The record is from RefSeq and is a predicted model, not a curated record.